AUGCACCCCAUGCAUUAUGGUCCCCCGCCAGAGCCGUCGCAUCCCGCUUCCGGCCUCAGCACCCCUCUCAGCGAGUCGCGCCGCCUCUCCGACCCUCCCGCCGCCUGGGAGACCAAGAUGAGUUGGGAUACCGGCGCGUGGGGUCCUGAUGGCUUCGGCAGAAAUCACGACCUCCCCUCGGUGCAAUUCGCAGACGGCCCGCCUUGGAGCGAGGACGAAGAUCUGGCCAGCCCGGUUGUCAGCUCGCGACACCGUAAGCACAAGUCGUCCUCCGCGGCUUUGGGGACUGGGAGAACAAAGACUCGCGACGAUGGAGAUAUUCUGCACCCGGCACAAUAUGAAAGAGAGCGCGGGUUUUAUGUAAGCACCAGCGGUGAUGGCAGCGAGCGAUACUACUUGAACCAAGGAGGAGAGGCAAACGGCCCAGGCGGGGAGUAUGUCACCUACCCGCCCGACGAUGCGAGACAUUCAAGCCACGCAUACCAGCUGGGUGACCAACCCCCGCGGCAGUACGCCGAACACGAGUACUCUGAUGCAUCGAGCUCCGCAUCAUCCCCCGGCUUCCGAGAUGAGGACCAGUCCCGGUACUCGCGGGACUACCAAUUCACCAUUACAUCGCCUGACGAGGAGAUGCAUGGCAAGGCUGUCGCACUUUUUGACUUUGAAAGGGAAAACGAAAACGAAUUGCCCCUUGUGGAGGGGCAAAUCAUCUGGGUCUCCUACCGACACGGCCAAGGCUGGCUUGUGGCUGAGGAUCCCAAGACACAAGAGAGUGGAUUAGUCCCCGAAGAAUAUGUUCGCUUGUUGCGAGAUAUCGAAGGCGGUAUGAACAGUUUGACUGGAAACUUAGGUGAGGGCUCGACUUCACCAAACGACGUUGGCACCCCGACCCAAGCGGAGCAUCUCACCUACGGCCAUACCCCGACAGGAAGCCAGUCUUCUAACGGUUACCAUCAACCUGUAGUAUCCACGUUUUCUACCUCGAGCAAAGACCUGGACCCCUAUCCCACGCAACAGCUGGGGAUUCAGUCCGGUCAGCCCCCGCCCCAAGUGGUCCACUAUCAUGGCCAGAGAGGUGGCAGCCAAGCAAACACGCCGACGCUGGCUUCGCACCAGGACGUCGGUAUCAUGCGCCGAGGCAGCCAGGACACAACCGCGAAGAAGAGCGACUCUCAGGUCUCCCCCUUGACGGAGGCAACAAACGAGACCACAACCGAGACCCCAACCGAGCCCAAGACGGUUGAUCGAUCAAGCACACCAAAGGCAAAGACCCCCAGCGAGAAACCCGCAGAUCCCGACGCCAUGGAGACGGACAAUGGGCCAUGA
Colletotrichum aenigma is the source of this 1326-nucleotide messenger RNA. RefSeq names its product NAP1-binding protein 2 (gene NBP2). Lineage: Eukaryota; Fungi; Ascomycota; Sordariomycetes; Glomerellales; Glomerellaceae. The record is from RefSeq and is a predicted model, not a curated record. Bases 1 to 1326 code for a protein of 441 amino acids. The transcript has a single exon. Gene Ontology annotation, molecular function: protein binding.